AUGAAGGUCACUCUUUCCUCCUUCAUCGUGGCCAUCGGUCUCUCUUCGAUGACCAUUGCCUCUCCUUUGCACCGUGCCGUCAGACGUCAAGAGGAUGGACAUUCUUCGAGUACUGCCCCCGAGUCUGUGUACCACUUUGGUAUCUGGCCUCAUAAUCAUACCAGACCUCAUAAACCUACGGGCAGCCAUACGGGCAGCCCUACUACCGAUACUGGCAUCCUAACGGUUCAAACCCAGACCUCAUUAACCCAAACCGGCCCGACACUGGUCAAUCGUGAUGACGCCACUACAUCCCCAUCUCCAACUACCGUCUCCGACUUUCGUCCCCGCAAGUUCACCGGUUUCGACACCCACAAAUUCACCGGCAUCCCCCCUCCCUCGGUAACCUGGACUCCUCAGAGCGGCAGCCACACUCGCUCUGCCCACACAAGGCCCAUCUACAGCGGUACCUACAGACAUAUACCUCCUCCCCCAAAGCCCACCGGCCCUAUCGCCUGUGCCCUUGGGGAGUCUGACUCUGACGAUGUUUUAUUCUUUGCCAAGAAGAAACACAAGGAAGCCACCAAGCACGCCUCCCAGUCCCACUUGAACCGCAGAGAAGAAUCUGAAGGACCUUGGGUCGGCGAAACGAUAGUCAUACAAUCCACUUCUCAACCUCCCAAACCACCAACAACCACUUCCUCACACCCUCCUCCUCCCCCUCCGCCUCCUCCUCCUCCCAGCAGCAGCACAACCACCGCCCCAACCGCCACCCUAACUUCCAAAGCCAUAACCCCGCCCACAAUCGAGUCCAAAACCCCCGUCUGCCCCUCCGCAGGUACAGCAGGCACCAACAACAACAACAUCUGGUGUCUAGGCGGGCAGACCUUCUACCUCGAAUGCGACACCGACCACCACGGCGACGAUUUCGGAUCCGUCAACCUGGUCCCCCAGAACUGGGACAUGUAG
This is a messenger RNA of Neurospora tetraspora, 948 nucleotides long. RefSeq lists its product as uncharacterized. The transcript is spliced from 3 exons. Bases 1 to 948 code for a protein of 315 amino acids. NCBI's taxonomy places the organism in Eukaryota, Fungi, Ascomycota, Sordariomycetes, Sordariales, Sordariaceae. The record is from RefSeq and is a predicted model, not a curated record.